AGAAAAGGCACCUCCUCCUUUUCUUAAGUUGGUCCGAUUUCUACAUUGUCAUCCUCAGAGUCCUACCUACUCUUAACCAACGUUCACUUUUCUCUUCUUCUUUGCCUGGCCCCCUCUUUUUUCCCCUCCCUCCCUCCUUUUUUUCUUUUCUUUUUUCUUUUUUCCUAAUCUCUUGGGAAUCUUUUACCUUCCUCUUCGUUCAGUUGGCUUGGAAGGCUCCCUCUGUUUGCAAAGUUGCUCUCUUUCUAGGUUCUGACCAAGAAGAAAGAAUUCCCUUUCUUUUUUCUUUUUUUCCCUGAGAAGAUUUUAACACUAGCAUACUAUAAAGAAGAUCUUUUCCCUUGAGACAUAGAUGAGUAAAAGUAACGAAGAAGACACAAGAUCCAGCAAUAGGAUGGAGCGCUUCCAACAAGGAGUCCGGAAACGUACCCUCAUGGCGAAAAAGAAGGUGCAGAGUAUCACAAAGGAUGAUGUGAAAAGUUACUUACUGAGGAAUUUUUUUGUGCUGUUCACCAUCAUUGCAGUCAUUGUCGGUAUUAUCCUUGGAUUUGGUCUCCGGUCAUACAACUUCAGCUAUCGAGAAGUGAAAUAUUUCUCCUUCCCUGGUGAACUUUUAAUGAGAAUGUUACAGAUGUUGGUUUUGCCUCUCAUUGUAUCCAGCUUAGUAACAGGAGUUGCUGCACUGGACAGUAAAGCAUCAGGAAAGAUGGGACUCCGAGCAGUCGUCUACUACAUGGUUACCACCGUCAUUGCUGUCCUGAUUGGAAUCAUCAUGGUGGUUAUAAUUCACCCUGGGAAAGGAUCUAAGGAAAAGAUGCACCGAGAAGGCAAGAUAGUGCGAGUGACAGCUGCAGACGCCUUUCUGGAUCUAAUCAGAAAUAUGUUUCCUCCAAAUCUGGUAGAAGCCUGCUUUAAACAGUUCAAAACCAAUUACGAGGAACGGGUUCCUAGCGUGAUACAUGAUUCUAAUGAAACAUCUCUCCUUAAUGGCAUUAUCAACAACGUUUCAGAAGCAAUGGAAAACCUAACUCAGCUGAAAAGGGAAAUGAUCCCUGUUCCGGGAGCGGUCAAUGGAGUGAAUGCACUUGGAUUGGUCGUGUUCUCAAUCAGCUUUGGACUGGUGAUUGGGAACAUGAAGGAGCAGGGACGGGCACUGAGAGACUUCUUUGAUAGUCUUAAUGAGGCUAUCAUGCGACUAGUUGCACUAAUCAUGUGGUAUGCACCACUUGGUAUCUUGUUUCUGAUUGCGGGGAAAAUUGUUGAAAUGGAAGAUAUGGGUGUGAUUGGAGGCCAGCUUGCCAUGUAUACUGUUACAGUUAUCAUUGGCUUGCUCAUCCAUGCUAUUGUUGUUCUCCCAUUGCUCUAUUUCUUAAUCACUCGAAAGAACCCUUGGGUCUUUAUUGGAGGAUUGCUGCAAGCUCUCAUCACAGCCUUGGGAACAUCUUCAAGUUCUGCAACCUUACCAAUCACAUUUAAGUGUUUGGAAGAAAAUAAUGGAGUAGAUAAACGCAUUACAAGAUUUGUGCUCCCUGUAGGUGCGACCAUUAACAUGGAUGGGACAGCUUUAUAUGAGGCACUGGCUGCAAUUUUCAUUGCCCAGGUUAAUAACAUGGACCUGAACUUCGGACAGAUUAUCACAAUCAGCAUUACAGCUACAGCUGCCAGCAUUGGUGCAGCAGGCAUUCCUCAGGCUGGCCUGGUCACUAUGGUGAUUGUAUUGACAUCUGUCGGUUUGCCUACAGACGAUAUCACCCUCAUCAUUGCAGUGGAUUGGUUUUUGGAUCGUCUACGCACCACUACCAACGUUUUGGGAGACUCAAUUGGCGCAGGGAUUGUAGAACACUUAUCACGGCAUGAGUUGAGGAACAAGGAUGCUGAGAUGGGUAAUUCUGUGAUAGAAGAGAAUGAAAUGAAGAAGCCUUACCAGCUGAUCUCACAAGAGAAUGAGAACGAAAAGCCCUUAGACAGUGAAACCAAGAUGUAAGGUAGAAGACCCGAUACAAAGCACCAGAUUACAUGGGAAGUGUACACUUUAUCCAGUCCUUUCUGUAUCUUGUCUAUUUGUCCUUCUCUUUCUUUCUCUAUACAAACAGAGCACUGAAAAUAUUUAGGGGUUGUCUAGACAAGAGAGACAUGGAGUUGCGUCUCACACAAGGGCUCUUUGCCUCUUUCUCUUCAUAACACUAGGUAGGCACAAUGCUAGUACAAUGUUAUCUUUAUGUGUGCCUUACCCUGCUCCCAUAGCUAGUGAAGCAAAAGGAGAGCAACAGACAUGAUAUUAGAUCAGAUGUUGUGUUUGCCUAGAUGUUAUGCAGAGGAAAGAGAAGUGGGAUGGCAACAACUACUCUUCUUGCCAUGUCUAGUUAUGCCUUUAGUGAAAAACAGUCUAAAUGAGUAAUGACUGUGGUAUAUGAUUGUGUCCCAUUUAAAAGAAAGAAAGAAAGAAAGAAAGAAAGAAAGAAA
This is a messenger RNA of Sceloporus undulatus (fence lizard), 2463 nucleotides long. RefSeq names its product solute carrier family 1 member 3 (gene SLC1A3). Bases 353 to 1984 code for a protein of 543 amino acids. The transcript is spliced from 10 exons. Lineage: Eukaryota; Metazoa; Chordata; Lepidosauria; Squamata; Phrynosomatidae. Gene Ontology annotation, molecular function: L-glutamate transmembrane transporter activity; glutamate:sodium symporter activity; neutral L-amino acid transmembrane transporter activity. Gene Ontology annotation, biological process: L-aspartate import across plasma membrane; D-aspartate import across plasma membrane; L-glutamate import across plasma membrane. Gene Ontology annotation, cellular component: plasma membrane. The record is from RefSeq and is a predicted model, not a curated record.